AACCUGAAGGCAUCAAAGUAUGCAAGUUUGUCUUCCAGAAAUUAGUUGAUCGUGUUGUUUAUAGCACAGUCAUACAAACUGCCCUUUUCUGUUAUGGGAGAGGCAAUAAUUUGGUGGACAACAUCCUGCAGACUCCAAUUAAAGUAAUUGCUGCCACUUUUGCCAACAGUGCAGUCAUUGUUGGGAGCACAGAGCAAGUCAUGUCUCUGCGGUCUUUUUUCAUACUGGGGUUGAAUAACUUUUCUGGCCAGUGCAGCCAGAUAUUUCCCCCUCAUCUUGGCUCAUCACAGAUAAUCUACGGAAAUGGUACCACUCUUGGCUCUGUAAUUACAUUUCGUUGUUCUGACGAGCAUCAGCUGAUUGGUCAUGGAGUUGUCACAUGCAUUUGGAAAGAAAAUGCUACACAAUGGACAGCUGAUACUCCUUCAUGUAUACCCAUAUCCAAAUAUGAAACCUUUGGGUUUAAAGUUGCUGUGAUUUCUUCCAUUGUGAGCUGUGCCAUUAUUCUCCUGAUGUCAAUGGCUUUUCUAACCUGUUGUCUUAUCAAGUGUAUUAAGAAAAGUGAAAGAAGACGGGCUCAAAGACCUCCAAUUAAAGUAAUUGCUGCCACUUUUGCCAACAGUGCAGUCAUUGUUGGGAGCACAGAGCAAGUCAUGUCUCUGCGGUCUUUUUUCAUACUGGGGUUGAAUAACUUUUCUGGCCAGUGCAGCCAGAUAUUUCCCCCUCAUCUUGGCUCAUCACAGAUAAUCUACGGAAAUGGUACCACUCUUGGCUCUGUAAUUACAUUUCGUUGUUCUGACGAGCAUCAACUGAUUGGUCAUGGAGUUGUCACAUGCAUUUGGAAAGAAAAUGCUACACAGUGGACAGCUGAUACUCCUUCAUGUAUACCCAUAUCCAAAUAUGAAACCUUUGGAUUUAAAGUUGCUGUGAUUUCUUCCAUUGUGAGCUGUGCCAUUAUUCUCCUGAUGUCAAUGGCUUUUUUAACCUGUUGUCUUAUCAAGUGUAUUAAGAAAAGUGAAAGAAGACGGGCUCAAAGGGAUGUGCAGUUCUGGUACCAGCUCAGAAGUGAAGAGCUAGAAAACAUGCAAGCAGCUUACUUUGGUUUGAAAGGCAGGAAUAACAAUAACAACAACAAAAAUAUUAAAACCCAGGCGGAGUCUGAUGGUGAUAGUAAUGUGGCGUAUGACAACCAUGGCUUCUGCAGCUUCAAAGAAGACUGGAUUAAAGACAUCACAGAAACACGCUGUUCUGGAGAAUGCAACUUACAAAAUAAAUCAGCUAAAACCAGUAAUGCACUUGAUAAACAGUUGGUCCCUGGACAUAAUGUUGGUGUUCAGAGCAUCCAUACAGUACAUGCGGUAGACGUCUAUGGGCAGGAUAAGAAUAUCCUUGGAAAACUGCAUAAUCACUUACCUGGAUAAACAACUUCAACUCUUAAGUUGUCCUGGACCAAAGGAAAUUGUGAAUAUACAUGCUUACUGAAUGUGCCUUAAAAACAAUAUCAAAUAAAUAUCUGGACUGUCCCUUAUGUAUCUGUUGCAGUAAAUGUCUGACUAUAGCUAUAAUUUAGCAAAUCCCCCAAAAUAUGGAAAACUAAAUUCAGUUUCACAAAAAAUCAAAAUGAAAUACAUUUUUGAUAUUAGGGCCACGCAUGCUUAAAAAAUGAUUAGGAAGAAAUUACUUGGAUUUGCAGAAAUACAGCAUCUCCUUUCAUUAAAGAAGCACAACUUAUUCCAUAAAAGCUUCAGUAAAAGAUGCUGCUGUUUUAAUGAAUGGGAGAUGCUGUACUGUGUUCCAAAGCACUUUGGAAUUAUUUUUUUUGAUGUGUGUGGGCACCUGCAAUUUCAUAUCAAGUUACCAUUUCUACACUUUGCUUAAAAAAUUAAAAAGGGAUCACAUCAAGAAAGGAAUUGUAUAUUGUUUUAAUAUGCGCUUCAAUGUUGGCUCUUAACAGUUUGUAUCUUUUCUGCAUGUGAAAAUCCUGAAGAUAGUGAGGGUAAAUUCAGAACUGCAAAUUUAGUUUAACUUCUCUUUUUA
Messenger RNA from Protobothrops mucrosquamatus (brown spotted pit viper), 2037 nucleotides. It is a transcript of the gene SUSD3, whose product is annotated as sushi domain containing 3. The record is from RefSeq and is a predicted model, not a curated record. The transcript is spliced from 8 exons. Lineage: Eukaryota; Metazoa; Chordata; Lepidosauria; Squamata; Viperidae. Gene Ontology annotation, cellular component: plasma membrane. The annotation marks the transcript as partial.